This is a messenger RNA of Drosophila bipectinata, 1010 nucleotides long. RefSeq names its product chymotrypsin-1. The record is from RefSeq and is a predicted model, not a curated record. Lineage: Eukaryota; Metazoa; Arthropoda; Insecta; Diptera; Drosophilidae. Gene Ontology annotation, biological process: proteolysis. Gene Ontology annotation, molecular function: serine-type endopeptidase activity.
AACUGAUUUUCUCUUUUAUCUGAUACUCGAUAAAUGGUCAAGAAAUGGUCUGACCAUUCACCGGCUGUUCAUUAGGCAAACGGGUAGAGAACCAUGAAGUUGCCGUUGCUAAUUUUUCUGGGAGUCCUUGGAGGACUUGACUCCCCCACCUAUGCCAUUCGAGUCAAGGGGAACUCUACGGGAAAAGGAUUCCUAAAGGAUCAGCGGAUUAUUGGCGGAGAAGAUGCCGCCGUGGGAUUUGCUCCGUAUCAAAUAUCCUUGCAAGGACUUUCGGGUGCCCACAACUGCGGAGGAGCCAUCAUUUCCGAAGGAUGGGUCCUUACUGCCGCUCAUUGUGUGGACGGCGCCGAUAUACGGAUGUUGGUGGUGGUCACUGGCACCAAUAAGUACACCCAGCCCGGAGGCAGAUACUUUAUCGAGUCCAUCCACAUCCACUGCAACUACGACACUCCCGAUAUGCACAACGACAUCGCCCUGCUGCACUUGCAGGAGCCGAUCGAAUGGAAUGAACUAACCCAGCCGAUUCCCUUGCCGUUGGUACCCAUGGAGCCGGGUGAUGAAGUGAUCCUCACCGGCUGGGGAUCCACGGUGCUUUGGGGCAUAGCCCCCAUUGAUCUGCAGGUUGUGUACCUCAGAUUUGUUCCCCAUCUGGAGUGUAAGGGCUUGCUGAGCUACGAUCCCGACCUAGAUGUGGGUCACAUUUGCACUUUUUCGCGACAGGGAGAAGGUGCCUGCCACGGAGAUUCUGGUGGACCAUUGAUCAGCAACGGUUACCUGGUGGGUUUGGUCAACUGGGGUUGGCCCUGCGCCACAGGAGUGCCGGAUGCCCACGCCAGUGUCUACUACUAUCGGGACUGGAUACGCAGUGUCAUAAGUGGUAACACCAAAUGCGGUGGUUAUAGCACCUCCGAAUGGCCAUAAACCCAGUCCAUAUUUAUAAGGCCACCCAGAUAAACUAGCCCUCGAUAAGACCCAAUUUCAGUUAAUAAAGUUUUGUUGGCUUUCAAGUA